Caenorhabditis remanei is the source of this 687-nucleotide messenger RNA. RefSeq lists its product as uncharacterized. Lineage: Eukaryota; Metazoa; Nematoda; Chromadorea; Rhabditida; Rhabditidae. Bases 1 to 687 code for a protein of 228 amino acids. The transcript is spliced from 4 exons. The record is from RefSeq and is a predicted model, not a curated record.
AUGAUGUUCCAACUUUUAGUUAUUGCCACUGCUAUUGGCGUCUCAAUUCAACAAAAUCUUGGCUGUAAUUCAGCUCCACUUCCAGAUCUCAAUGGAAGUUGUCCACCAGGAACUACAAUUAUUCCAGGACAGGGAUGCUGUCCAAAUGGAGACCUUUUCACCAUCACAACAACCACAACCACAACCGCCGCCGCUGUCACCACAACUAGAACUGGUGUCACCACUACAACUUGUGUUGAUUUGACAAAUCCUUCUACUGGAACAAGUGAUUGCACAAGAAUGGCAGGAUACUGUUUCAACUCCGUCUACCUCACUUUGAUGAGACAACAGUGCCCAAGAACUUGUGGAUACUGUACCGCAACUGCCACAACCACUGCUACAUCCACAACUUGCGUUGAUUUGACGAAUCCUUCAACGGGAACAAGUGACUGCGCAAGAAUGUCAGGAUACUGUUUCAACUCCGCCUACCUCACUUUGAUGAGACAACAAUGCCCAAGAACCUGUGGAUACUGUACUGGAACUGUGGUCACUACUACUCGUACCACGACCACAUGCGCUGACUUGACUAAUCCAAGCACGGGAACCAGUGAUUGCCCAGCUAGAGCUGGUCUCUGCAAUAACUCAGUUUACCUCACUUUGAUGAGACAACAGUGCCCAAGAACAUGCGGUUAUUGCACUGUCGGAUAA